AUGUCGUCUGCUGUCCUACCGUCGAUAUGGUUUCUGUCUGCACCUGGAAAGCCAUCCAAGCAAGAAGCUGUCGCUUCUCUCAAGGACGCUAUUGCGUCCAAGAAUGCUGACUAUGCCGAGGUGUUCCCAUACACUCUGCCUGACUUUAAAGUCGGCACUUUGGAUACGUUGGUAGUGCUCUCUGAUGACCUGGCUAAAACUGACCAAAUGCUAGAAGCCAGUGUCGUCAAGAUUGCAGAUGGUCUCAAAGGCUUGCUCAACCAGGAUUUAGUUCAGUGGAAGUCCAGUCUGGUUAUUGGAGACAAGAAAAUUGAGACUUAUCUCAAGUCUUUUCAGUGGAAUAGCAUGAAAUAUCGAUCUGACAAGACUCUGCGUGAGAUUGCCGACACAAUCAUACAGGAGGUUAGCUCAAUUGAUACAUUGAUGAAGACUAAAUCUCAGGUAUAUUCUCAGGUCAAGGGUGUAUUGCAGGGAAUUCAACGUAAAUCCAGUGGAAACCUUGCUGUACGAACACUCGGAGAUGUGGUCAAAAAGGAAAUGUUUGUGCUGGACUCGGAAUACAUGGCAACGUUGCUUGUUGCUGUUCCCAAACACUCUACCAAAGAAUGGUUGAGCGAUUAUGAAACACUUACUCAAAUGGUUGUACCUCGAUCUACAGUUAAAAUUGUAGAAGACGACGAGUAUGUGCUGUUUUCAGUUACAUUGUUUCAGCGAGUCAUUGAAGAAUUCUCCAACAAGGCUCGCGAACGCAAGUAUAUUGUUCGUGAUUUCAAAUGGGAUCCUGAGCGACUUUCAGCUGAUAAGAAACAGCUAGCUGACCUGACUGCUGCCGAGCGUGAGCAAUGGUCAACAUUGCUCAGACUUUCAAAAACCAAUUUUGGAGAACUGUAUUCAUGCUGGAUACAUAUCAAGGCACUCCGAUUGUUUGUUGAAUCUAUUCUACGAUAUGGUCUACCACCCAAUUUUCAACCCAUUACUGUCAUGGCUAAACCCAAACACGAGAAGCGUGUUCGUGACACUUUCAAUAAACUCUAUGCCAAUGCAGACGGAUCACAAAAGUCUGGCGACGCUGCUGCUGCUGCCGCUGCUGCAGACGCAGGUAUGGAUGAAAACAUGCAAAUGCUACUUGGCGAAAAGGAUUAUUGUCCUGCUGUGAUCUUCCCUAUCAAUACCAUUGGCUAAAUACAUGAUAUGAGGAUUUAGCAUUUAUUUGGAUGAAAAUAAAA
Batrachochytrium dendrobatidis JAM81 is the source of this 1226-nucleotide messenger RNA. Its product is annotated as H(+)-transporting V1 sector ATPase subunit C. Gene Ontology annotation, molecular function: proton-transporting ATPase activity, rotational mechanism. The transcript has 9 exons. The coding region runs from base 1 to 1182 and encodes 393 amino acids. The record is from RefSeq and is a predicted model, not a curated record. Gene Ontology annotation, biological process: proton transmembrane transport. Lineage: Eukaryota; Fungi; Chytridiomycota; Chytridiomycetes; Rhizophydiales. Gene Ontology annotation, cellular component: vacuolar proton-transporting V-type ATPase, V1 domain.